Messenger RNA from Neurospora hispaniola, 791 nucleotides. RefSeq lists its product as uncharacterized. The transcript has a single exon. Bases 140 to 520 code for a protein of 126 amino acids. The record is from RefSeq and is a predicted model, not a curated record. NCBI's taxonomy places the organism in Eukaryota, Fungi, Ascomycota, Sordariomycetes, Sordariales, Sordariaceae.
CGAUGCCGCCAGACUGACACAAAUAUAAGUGAUCUCACAUCCCCACCCUUAUCCAUGCCUCCAGUUAUACGUAACAACUCCCUCGACACCACGCGUCUACAAAAUUCUCAUCGUCUUCGAAAACAACACAAUCAGAAAAAUGCCACACCCCCACCAAGCCCCCGAGUUCUCUUUCUACGUCACCAGUCCCGACAGAUCUAACCCCAGCUCUUCCAACUCUUCCACCUCCUCCAACUCUCGUUCCAAAUCUGCCAAUCUUAAAUCUGGUUGCAGUACAAGUUCCAACCCACACUCCAGCUCCUCAAUGGCAGCCUCUUGGCGUUCCAACGCUUCCGAGCUCCGGGACAUCACUCGCGACUUCACUGCCGCGCGGGCGACUUCGACGGACGCCAAGACCAAGAGUUACACGGAGAAAGAAGCGAUUAGGUUUGAGGCGAUGGCGAGAAAUGCCGAGCUUAUGGCUAGUAUGGCCACGACGGCUUCGGCUGCUAAGGAGAGGAGUGGAGCUAAGAAGGCAUGAUGGACGGAGAGCUUCGGGAAAUAAACGACAGAACGAGGAACGAGUACAAGAGCUAAAUUCAAUUCGAGAUCGCAAACAAUGUUCAUCAAGAGAGAAACUUCAGGGACGUGAGAGAAACUAAGGGACUUAUCUUGUCUCCUUUCCGGUAGGUAUUAGAAAUGUCGUAAACUCGUGACGAUACUCAGGUAUCUAAUUUCACUCUCUGCCAUCAAAGAGUAUUAACCCAAUCACCAUAAACAAACCAAGCCUUUUUCCUUUGCUUGGACAUCAA